Molecule: messenger RNA, 3360 nt
Organism: Myxocyprinus asiaticus (Chinese sucker)
Lineage: Eukaryota; Metazoa; Chordata; Actinopteri; Cypriniformes; Catostomidae
Gene: kcnk5b
Product: potassium channel, subfamily K, member 5b
Exons: 5
Coding region: 77-1414 (445 amino acids)
Biological process (GO): potassium ion transmembrane transport; stabilization of membrane potential
Cellular component (GO): membrane
Molecular function (GO): potassium ion leak channel activity
Source: RefSeq, a predicted model, not a curated record
UAGAGACUUUUACCAGCUUCAGCAGUGUUUGCUACAGCAGUAUAGCCGAUCACAGAACUGUAUCUUUUUCAGUAUUAUGGCAGAUAAAGGACCUAUCCUAACUUCAGUCAUCAUUUUCUACUUGUCCAUCGGAGCCGCGAUAUUUCAGAUCCUCGAGGAGCCGCAUUGGAAAUCAGCCCUGGAUGAUUAUAAAAACCAAACGGACAAUAUAUUAAACAAAUAUCCCUGUUUAAGUGAGAAAGAUUUGAACGACAUAAUUCAGGUUGUGGCUGAGGCAACUGGAAGAGGUGUGGCCAUCACAGGAAAUAAAGAAUUCAACAACUGGAAAUGGGAGAAUGCUAUUAUUUUUGCAGCCACGGUUAUCACUACCAUAGGUUAUGGUAAUGUCGCUCCAAAGACAGGUGGCGGCCGUGUGUUCUGUAUCCUGUAUGGGCUUUGUGGUAUUCCACUGUGCCUCACAUGGAUAAGUGAGCUGGGCACAUUCUUUGGUGGAAGAGCAAAGCGCCUGAGUCAGGUGCUCCUUCAUAAAGGUCUGACUGUGAAAAAAGUUCAGUUCAUCUGUACAGCUAUAUUCCUUUUAUGGGGAUUUCUGGUUCACCUCAUCAUCCCAUCCUUUGUGUUCAUGGUCUACGAGAAUUGGACAUACUUAGAAGGCCUCUACUUCUCCUUUACCACCAUGACAACUGUUGGUUUUGGGGACUAUGUAACAGGUGUGAACCCAGAAGGAAACUACCCAGUACUCUACAGAUUCUUUGUGCAGCUGUGGAUUUUUCUGGGUCUGGCCUGGUUGUCUCUGUUCUUUAGCUGGAAUGUGCAUAUGGUGGUCGAAGCCCAUAAAGUCCUGAAGAAAAGGAGGCUGAAACGUCUCAAGCUUCCCAUCGAUGAUGUACCAAUAACAAAAGAAAUCAAAAAAGCCCCAAAGCCACCACCUCUAUCUGGCGUCAUUGACAUCUUUCAGUUCAUGUCUGAGAAGGUUGAGGACUACAGCGAUGUCAUCCGUGCCAUUGGAGCGGAGGAGAUGCGGAAGAAGAAGCAGCAGCAAGAAGAGGAACUGGCACGGUCCAAAAGCUGCAGUGACCUUCUGCAUGGCCUGGUGAUUCCACUCGAUCAUUCUCCUCGUCUGAAACGGAGAUUCAGUGUCAGCGCCAACAUGUGCAUGGCCAUAUCUGGAGAGUCAACAGAAGGUCUCAACAACAACCAAGAGGGACAGGCACUACUAAAGGAGCCCCACAGAGAUCCUAAGGACCCCAAGCUUGUUGAGAACCUUGAACGCUGUGCAUGGGACUCCUAUCCAACACUCUUUCAGAGCUCUGUCCAAAGCCCUACCAGUACCAUCAAUAAUGGGGAUUCAAGGUUUUCAGUGUCCAAAAUAUCUGAAGACAACAUUUUAGGAAAGAGGCAAAGCAUUGGUUGAAGACGACAUUGAUCUACAAGGUCUUAUCAAAGUUAUUCAGUUCUGUUUAAAUCAUUCAUUUUGAAAGUCGAAGAUUACAAUGGUGGAGCUGAAUUACUGAAAGGGGUAAAGUUAAUGCUCAGUAGCACUUGAAGAACUAAGAAGACUCUAACUCUAAAAAAGGAAGACAUGCUACUAAUGCUACCUCUUCCUAAUUCAAGAUGCUAAAUAUGGCUGCAGUUUUAUGACACUCAAGUGAUUAUUGCUGUUUACAGUAUUGAAAAACAUUCAGGUAACACACAGAGUAUCGAGACAAGUCUGUGACCAAGAUAAGGAUGUAGGAGGGUUGGCAGAGGAAAUGAAAUGGAUUUCCUGCCACGCCUGGACCUUCACAAAUGACAUUGGAAACUUUGGCUGUGCAUGGUUUCGAUUAUAGUCUUUUCUUUCUCUUGAUUAUUGUUACCAAAAUGUCUGCUUGGUCAAAAUCUGCCAAUGUUUGGAAUGGAAUACUAGCAUACUGCAUACCUUGCAGAACAUAUAAAAAUGGUAUUUGAAAUGGUAUGUUUAAACAUUUCAAGCAGUAGUCAGUUUGAGCCUGAUCAAAUAAUGGCUAGGAGAUGUUAAAGUUUUCAUUGAUCAUUUAUCAGUUCAUCCAUCAUAUUGGGAAUGGAAGGUCGAGAUGAGUGCUUUGCAUUGUGGAAUAUAGGAUCCAGAGUAGUGUGUUUGGGUAUAAAAAAGCACUGGUACAGUAUAUUGUGUACUUUAUUUAUACUGAACAUUUUGUUAAAUGUAGUAGGCCAUCCAGGUGUUCCAGGUCAGGGUAGUAAAUUAACCAGUAUUCGGGGGAAGCAAAGAAAUGUGAAAAACUGACCAAAAUAGUCCAGACAUUUAUAAUGUGGAACCUGUAGUGAAUUCCUGUUUUUUUUUUUUUUUUUUUUUUUUUUAAAUGCAUGCACAUCCACACUAAUCCGUUUUUUUCAGUUUCCUAACGUCAUUGUUUUAUAAAGUGUGCGGUACUGGAGAGCAUUUACAAAACGCCCCAUUUUUAGUAUAGGAAAGCAACAUUCUUGUGUGAAUGAGAGGUGUAAAAAUAGCAAAAUUAAAAGUGCUGUAAGUGAUUUAUUUUUUCAUGGAAAAGUAUGCAAAAAAUGUUCCUACUCCCUUAAAGAUAUUAAUGAAAUAAGUGUCCUGAGAUAUAUCACCGGUCUCUGUGACAGCUGUAGACUUUCUAAACACAAAAAUGUGCCGCGGACAUUGACGCUUUUCACCUGUCAGUCAUGUUGCUUGUUCUCAUAGUGUUGUAUUAGAAGCGCAUCAUUGAGGCUAUGAUUCAUAAUGUUUGUCAGUUGAGGGCACUAUUGUUCCACUGUUGAAUUUGACAGCCACAGGAACACACAAUGCUGCUCUUUUGUUCGGUUUUGGUCUCAAAGUUAUCUAUGGAGGGUGGGGGCAUGGCUAAUUAAACGGCUCAGUCACGUGAAAGCUUCAGAACGCUAAAAUUGCUUACAGCACUUUUAAUGCGUUUUCCAAUGGAAGCGUACUAGUGCAUGGCUUAAUAUUUUAUAUAUUUUAUCAAAUGUUAUUUUAGGAUUGUAUACUGUAGUGACCAUUUCAAUUAUAAAGGUAAAUUUCUUUUUCUUCCUUAAAAUCAAUUCCAUGGCGCAAAUAUUGCCCUUUAAAAAAGUUCAUUUCUGAUACUGUUUCAGAAAUGUAAUUUGCAUACAUUACCGUGCACAGUAUACAUACUGCUUAAUUUGCAUUUGGGAAGAAUUGUACCGUACGUAGGUAGCAACUUCUCAGGCUUCCACAAAAUUGCCAACCUAUGAAAGAUUUGAUUAUUGAUGUUCUGUUAUUGGAUCCUGACAGAUUAUGGAUUUUACUUAUUAUUAUUAUUAUUAUUUUGCCUUUUUAUAUUUUUGUUACUAUUUCUUGUUUGCCAGUUAUGCCAGUUUUGAUAUUAAAACGUA